AUGAAGUUCCUGGAGAAGGUGAAGCUGAUGAAGAAAGAAGAGCCUUUAAUGGCGAAGAAGAAUCUCGAAGAAUUUCCAGUUUAUUGGUUCGAAACUUCCGAUUCUGUCUCUCACCGUUUUCAAUUCGAAUCCGACGGUCACCUUUCUAUGAAAGUUGUUGAUGAUGCAAGACCUGUUCCUCAGAAGAUUGUUGAAUCUUUCCUUAACAAGUUCUUCCCUUCAGGAUAUCCAUACAGGUACACACAGUUUCGAGCACUUCAACAUCUCUCAAGUGCAGCAUUAUCUGUUUUAUCCACUCAGUCACUGCUAUUUGCUGCAGGCUUGAGGCCUACACCGGCUCAAGCAACUGUUGUCAGUUGGAUUUUGAAGGAUGGGAUGCAGCAUGUGGGAAAGCUAAUUUGUAGCAAUUUGGGUGCAAGAAUGGACUCUGAGCCAAAACGGUGGAGGAUUGUUGCUGACGUGCUUUACGAUCUUGGUACUGGUCUGGAACUCGUUUCCCCUUUAUGCCCACAUCUGUUUCUUGAAAUGGCUGGUCUUGGGAAUUUUGCUAAGGGAAUGGCUGUGGUUGCAGCGAGGGCAACAAGAUUACCAAUCUAUUCGUCUUUUGCUAAAGAAGGCAAUCUUAGUGACAUUUUUGCCAAAGGAGAAGCUAUCUCUACUCUUUUUAAUGUUGCCGGGAUUGGGGUCGGGAUUCAACUGGCUUCCACAAUAUGUUCAUCAAUGGAAGGAAAGUUGGUGGUUGGGUCGAUUCUCUCGGCUGUACAUGUGUAUAGCGUCGUAGAACAGAUGCGAGGAGUACCGAUCAACACACUGAAUCCACAGAGAACCGCUUUGAUCGUGGCUAAUUUUCUCAAGACUGGUAAAGUCCCAAGCCCUCCUGAUCUAAGAUUCCAAGAAGACUUAAUGUUCCCCGAGAGACCAAUCCAAGACGCAGGAAAUGUAAAAGUGGGAAGAGCUCUCCAUAAAGCUGUGAAGCCUUCUCAGGUUCAGAAACUAAAAGAAGUGUUUGUAGAAGAGAAGUUCCUAUUGAGUCACGGAAAAUCAUGGACCGAUAUGGUCUUAGAGCACGAUGCAACUGGUGAAGAUGCAUUGCGAGGGUGGUUAGUUGCAGCGUAUGCAAAGUCGAUGAAAAAGAUAUACAAUGACCACGAUGAUAUAAUAUUGCAAGACGCGUAUGACAAAAUGAACGAUGUCUUCAGUCCAUUUUUAUCGCAAGUGCAGGCUAAAGGAUGGUAUACCGAUAGAUUUCUCGAUGGCACGGGAACAAGAUUCGCUUGGUAG
Arabis nemorensis is the source of this 1281-nucleotide messenger RNA. Lineage: Eukaryota; Viridiplantae; Streptophyta; Magnoliopsida; Brassicales; Brassicaceae. The record is from the annotation of a GenBank genome assembly.